AUGGCUGUUGCAAUUCCACAAAAAUCAGAAAUGCCUCAUUAUAAUCAAUCAAAAUUUGUACUUGCUCAACCUAGAGUCAGUCAUGACCUUCCAGGCUCACGUCUUUCAUGCGAACGACAAGUUUUGGGUAGGCGUAGUAUCGAAGCAAGAAGACUAUCACCCGUCACUUCAUCCGAAUAUAUGCAAGUUGGAUCGCGUUAUAGCAUCAAGAGCUCAAUCGAACUGGAUCCAUCCAUUGCCACAACAAGGUUCAGUCAAGCUUCUAGUAUGGAGCCUUUAAGUCAUCAUGUCAGAUAUCCAUCUCCAACAGGUCACAUUCCUUCCGUUCCUAUAGCGAACAAUACAUUCGUUUAUCCAUCCACUCUUAAUCAAAUCAAUCAAGGUGUUGCUUCCAAGCAUAGCAUUCAAAGCAAACAGCUUAGUAAUCAGCCAGUCAUUCCAGCUCGCAAACGAAGUCGCAAUCCUGCAAAUCAAAUUCAUCCCAACUUCAAUGGUUUACCACCAAUCUCAGAUGAUGUUCCAUGUGCACCGAUGAUGAUAAACAGUAGUCGCUUCAGUACUUCACCUGGCAGACCUGCUCGUUCACGAAUCGUUCGUCCUCCUGUGCCGCGUAUUCCAGAGUUGUUUAGCUCUAGAAGACCAUCAUUGGAUCAAUUUCGUCCCAAGAAAAGGUUCGCAACUUCUAUUGCACAAAAUGAGAGCAGUAUAUCAUCAUCAGAUAAUAGCAGUUCCACACCACCAAGUGAUACUACCACUCAAACACAAACAAAGAGUAAACAAUCAUUUUCAAAUUUACGCAAAAUGAUGGGAGGUGGUGGAAAUCAAACAGCAAAAUCCAGAUUUGCAACAUCUUCACCGGAUUCAACUUUGGAUCAAUUGCAAAAGUAUAGUGGAUUUGCUCAACAUCAUGCACAACGAAUGGGAGCAAGAACACCUCCUAUGCCCGUGACAAUUGAAGUUGCACCGUACGAAUAUGCUACAGAAAUUGAGCCAAGUCCGAAAACGACGGCUCUUCCAGAUCAUGUUCGAUUUCAAGCAAAAGAAGGCAAUCAUCGGGAUACCCUUCUCAUUCGAGGAAGUUGGGUAGAUUUUGCUAAAUGUACUGAAGAAGUUGAAAGUGCCAAGAAUGGCAAGUCAAAGACAUGGUGGUCUAGGCUGAUUCCCAAGAAAAGAGCUGGCACCAGAAGAACUUCCUUGGCAUCGCUUUCUGAGGACAAGCCACUUGAAUGCAGAAGAGCACCUUCUCCUUCCCUUCCGGAAGGACGAAUGUCUCUCAUGGACUUCUUCAAAGAUGAGAUGCAAGAAUCGCGUAGAAGACAAUCUGAAGAUCAAAGAAGCUUACCACCGCCUUUUCCUUUGCCAUUACCUCCAAAAAAGAGAAGUUAUAAUGACGACUCUACUCAAAAGACUGUUGGGUCAUCGAUUCUGUAUCUGGAUGAAACUCUCAAUCGUCCUAUUCCUGUCGGAAUGCAUUGCGCUUCACCAGAGCAAAUGUCUCCUCCAACCUGUCAGACGGUGAGCAGUAUCUCGCAAACUGCACCGUUGAAUCUGAAAGGGAAGAAAAGUGUGCCAUUCAGUACUAUAGAUUUUCCAAUUGAUUCCCCUGCAACGAUUGCAUUUCCACGUACGCCAGUAACGGAAGACCAUUGUUUUGAUAAUUCGUUCACCUCUACGAUGGAUGCAACGGAUGUCUUAUACGAUUUAUUGAGCCAAUUCAAGAAUGAAAGUUCACCUUCUACGAUCACAUCAAACUCUCAAACGACCAAUCGUUCAAGACCCGUUCCAAGUUCAGUCAUGUUACCUGAAUUUGAAAUGGUAACACCUCAAACCCUUCAACAAAGCACAACGACAGAAGCACGAACCCGUUCUAUCACUAACAAAUCCAUUGAAAUCAAAAUGAAUAGAGCAACUUGCACUACGAUGGAAACGAUUAUGUCAUAUCAAAGCAGCGAAGAUAGUCCACUUUCAAGCCUGGUUGAUGGUGAUGAAGUGAUGCAAGCUUCGCAAGAUUUCACGGUUGAAGCAGAUGCCAGUGGAGGAGCAAGUGCAUUUUUAAACGAUUUGAUCGAUGGCAUUCAACAUGACAUUUCGGUUUCUUCUCGUUCUGUUCUCAAUAGUCAUUCAAAACGAUAUUUUGAUUCUUCUGCACCGCCAAGCUGCUUUGGCCAUCAUCUUAAACCUGCAGCCAGUCAUUCGACAAUGGAUAGCGCUUAUAGCGGAUUCGCAUGGCCACUUCGAGAAAAUCCUUCCCCGUCUUUUCGCAUGAUGGGAGCAAGUAUCGUGGCAAGAGAAUUGAAGAUGUCGGACGCAAGAAGGUUUGAUGAUAGUCCUUGUCCUGGUAGCAGAGUUGCGAAAGUAAAGAGAGACGAAGAAAGUGAAAAGAAUCACAAAGCUACUUUCAACACCGACUUGACAGUCUCUCAUGUGCUUGUACCUGAUAUCAGCUUGCAACAUUCACCCAUUCCUUCAAGACCAACGAAUCCGAUCAGUGCCCAAUGCGAUACAUCUGCGGGACAAACACCUCCCAAAAUCAUCGUAGAUCGACCUCAAAGCGAUUCAUCAAUGUCAUUGCAAAGCAUCAACAGUCCGUCAAAAUGUGAUGAUGCAGUAAUUCAAAGAGCAAGUGUUGUUCGCAAAAGUUCCGCUUCGAUUUUAGACUUUUCUUCUGUUCGGAUGAGCAUGGACGUAUUUGGUAGUGUAGUAGAAGGCAAAAGGUGCAGGAUAAGCUCUAUGAAGGCAAAAGCUGUUGUCCCUAUGCUUCCUUCGCCUCAUGCUGAUUGGGAUACAUAUGGAAGUCCAGUCUCUUCCAGAUCUCCUUCUCAAUCGCCCAACUUGAGCUUCGCUUGGAGUGGAAAGAGGUUCAGUUCCAGCACUGGCUAUACGGUUCCAAGUCCGAUUCCAAGAAACGGAUCAGGUGGAAUUGAUUCGCAAAAAUCAUCAUUUGGUGCAGAUCCAUUUAUCACUCGAUCAAAAUCUGAGCAAAUUGAUGAAAGCAUCCUCACGGACAUAACAGACUUGCGCGGCAUUUUGAGCCUUCUUCGAGAAAGCAAAGAACGUUUUCCUGAUUCCGAGUAUUCAAGAGUACUUAUGGAAACAUUCAUUGCCCCACAAACACCUCAACAAAUCAAACAAUUUUUGCAUCAAUCAAGAGUUGCAUUUAUUCCUUUGAAUCAUGAAGGUUUACCUUCGCCUGAUUUGCAAGUUGUAGAGAUCGUUGAAGGUCGGGAGCCAUACGACGGCAAGCGGUGGACGCAACCACACAAGAUCGGAAGAACAUCAAAAAGACAUUUGAUGAAACGAAUGCGAUCGAAUGUGAGCGGUAGCAACAAUUCUGCUUUAAGCUUCGGUGAUUCUUCUUUUGUUUCACAAAUCGGAAAAGAUUCGGAAGCAGACACCAGCAGUGGCGAUGUUGAUAUGACCGCUUUCAGUACAACAUUUGUUGACGAGGAUUUGCCUAGAUGUAUGAAUGAUACCAGUGCUAUGACUAGCUUUUCAUCACAACCCCAACAAAGUUCACCUUUGGCUCGCAAAGCCUCGAUUUUGUCCAACGAAUCAAGCGACAUCAGCGAACAAACCCUUUCGCCAGAUCCGGAAGAAAAGGUGAACGACGCCAGAACGAAUUGGCAGCCUUUCAAUCAGCUUUGGUCCCCACCUCAAAGUAUGAUCCCGCUCAGUGCUGCCAUGUUGGACGCGCACGGUCAACUUACAAGACAAGAGAGUAUUCGACCAAGACGUUUAUCCAAUAUCAAGAUCGUUAUCCAAAGUCCUUCCACAAGAAGUAGCGUUACGAGUCCUCGUUCAUGUUAAUUUCUUUUUUUCUUUUCAAUAACGAAUAUACCCUGUCAUUGAUAUUUAUAGAG
Messenger RNA from Meira miltonrushii, 3860 nucleotides. RefSeq lists its product as uncharacterized. The record is from RefSeq and is a predicted model, not a curated record. Lineage: Eukaryota; Fungi; Basidiomycota; Exobasidiomycetes; Exobasidiales; Brachybasidiaceae. The transcript has a single exon. The coding region runs from base 1 to 3807 and encodes 1268 amino acids.